GAUUUUUAAUACCAUUUAGUGCGUAGUUGAAGAGAUAACGACGUGUUUAUUUUAUAAGCAGGGCUUAUCAAUGCUUAAGAAAUUAGUUUGGAAAUAAUGAGCUUUCAUAUUAAGCUGGAACGUUACAGUGUGCAACAGGACGAGAACUAGCCGUGCCGAGGCAGAACUUUUCUAUAGCAAUUUGACGAUGUUUCUAUUAUAGUUUAUCAGAUAGUAGCGGAUCAGAAAAGAAUAGAUGGCAAGGAAAGCUGCGACAAAUCUAAAGGAUCUGAAGAACAUAGCGAGGCCAGUGGCACAGGUCAAAAUGCAAACGAUGAUACAUCAUGUAAGUCUGCUAACAGAAAUCUAGAAACAACUGCGGCCACUGAAGGUGGAACCGAAGAAAGUGUUUCUACUACAGUAGAUAAAGAAGACAGCAGGAAGAAAAGAGACAAUGAACAACAAACUGAAGAUUUUAUACUGCUGCACACAAGUUUUGUACGGAUGAUGUUUAGGUGUGACGUGGAACACGAAAACGUCCUAGCUAUAUCAAUGAAAAGAGAAGGGUUUGAAGAAUUACUGCGUGCUUAUGUAAAGGAUAUAAAGAGCAAUCGACCAAUAGGUGAAGUUAAGGUGAAAUGGAAUUCCGACAGGUCUGUGAUGGGGGAAAGGUUAGUAAGGUCCGUUCCGGAGAUAAGAAUUCGAGGAGACAUGUUGCAACAUUUCAAAAAUAUUUGGACACUUCGUGUAAAAGACAUUUCGGGAUAUGUUGAAAACCAAAAAUGGCUCAUCGGAACAAGUGAUGCAGAAAGUAGUUGGACACCUAAAGAGAGUGUCAACAGAACUGAAUUAGCACAUGUAUGCAGCAAAUUGCCUGCAGGAGUGUACUAUCGUGUGAACACUUUUGAAUUACAUCUAGCACAUAGCCAUCCGAGGGAAGCUAUUUUAUACCUGUUUGGUGCCUUUAAUCCAACACAUAUGGGUCACGUUCAAGCACUUGUGGAAAGUAAACGCUGGCUGAAGACUACGGGAAACUAUCACGUAUGUGCUAUCAGAAUCGCAAUAACUUCCAGUAGUAACCUAUAUGAGAAAUUCCCAAAUUCUGAUGAUUUACGUAUUAAGUUUGAACAUCGCCGGAAACUUUGUAAGAUUGCUUGCUCUGACCAUCCUUGUUUCCAGAUCUGUUAAGCGCCACGUAGAUCGCCAUUGCAAUUCGGCGAGAAAAUACGCCGGGAGCUAACUAAACCUGACGCCACUUUAGUUGUUCUGAUGGGAUCGGACCGUGCUAACCUGUCACAGCGUAGAGUACAAAACUUAAGAAAGGACAAUAGAUUUGUUCUUUGUAUCGGCCGUCAAGGGAUAAGUCCAACUGAAAAGAAAAUAUUUCGGAAAGCUCAGGAAAAUGACCCGACGCGUCCACACGAGUUUUUCGCCGUCCCAACUGAAAUAAAUGAUAUAAGUUCCUCCAGGAUUCGUCAGAAAUUGUGGCAGAUCAUAGUAUGUAGCUCUCAAUCUACAGACGAUUUAGAAAUCACUGAGCGUGGCUGGAUCACAUUGGAAGAAGGGUUAUAUGUUCUUCAAAAUACAAAUGAUAUGUAUUUUUAAAAAUAAUUCUGAUACAGUCAACCCUGUGCAAAGGAAAGGUCACUAUCAUAAAACCUGCCUAUAAAUGACGCUAUUUUCUCUUCCCAAUUACCAUGAAUAGAUUUUAUCUACCUGCAUUAAGAGACCACCUGUCAAAAAAGACCAUUUGUUUCUUUUCCCAUUGGUGGUCUUUAUUGAAAGUUUUGACUGUUGUUUUUAAUUUGUUUUUGCUGACUUUUUCGUUAGGAAUAACAUAACGUGUAUUUAGGAACACUCGUAUUGUAUAUGUAACAACUUGUACAAUUUAUACACAAAUAUAUAUGAUUAACCAUAAGUAUUCUGUUUAACUAAGUAUUAUGUCUUUAUUAAUACAAUAAACUUCAUUAGAACAAAGUCGCCGGGUUUGAUUAGGUCGCUUACUUGAUUGUCUGUGUUUUGAAACUAGGAUUAGGAUGUACAGCUCAUUCAUGUGUGGAAGCUGUCCAAAUGGCAUUUGUUCGGAAGGACGAUACUCGAGUUAGGUGUCCGUCCGUGGCACCGUGUCUGAAAUAUUAUUUAGGGGAUUGCAGAAUAUUAGCAUUUAGAUACAAUUUAAUAGAUUUUCAUAUAAAUAUUCAUUGGAUAUUUUGUGUAUAAAGUGUUUCACAACGUAUACAACAAACUUGAUAACACAGCAAUAGAUACAUCGUACAUUUCAGUUACUACCAAUAUAAUGUAACUACAUGUAUACCUUAACCAUUGUUGAAUAAACGAUUGUUAGCAUU
Molecule: messenger RNA, 2327 nt
Organism: Mercenaria mercenaria
Lineage: Eukaryota; Metazoa; Mollusca; Bivalvia; Venerida; Veneridae
Exons: 3
Coding region: 484-1167 (227 amino acids)
Source: RefSeq, a predicted model, not a curated record